Messenger RNA from Sycon ciliatum, 2853 nucleotides. RefSeq names its product transcription factor AP-2-epsilon-like. Gene Ontology annotation, molecular function: DNA-binding transcription factor activity, RNA polymerase II-specific; RNA polymerase II transcription regulatory region sequence-specific DNA binding. The record is from RefSeq and is a predicted model, not a curated record. Gene Ontology annotation, cellular component: nucleus. Bases 294 to 2294 code for a protein of 666 amino acids. NCBI's taxonomy places the organism in Eukaryota, Metazoa, Porifera, Calcarea, Leucosolenida, Sycettidae. Gene Ontology annotation, biological process: anatomical structure development; regulation of transcription by RNA polymerase II; regulation of cell population proliferation. The transcript has 7 exons.
GCGUCUGAAAAGCAAACGCUUGUAGGCCAGGAGGUUGAGUGCAGCGGAGAGUACGUGUGUCGGUGUUGGUCUCUAGUCUUGCUGGAUGUGGCGGCCAACUGAAUAAGAUGAUGUUGUUCUCGUUGCCAGUGGGUCGUAUCGCCUUUCAUUAACACCGUCUGGUCGACUAACAGUCUAGUCGAAGCCUUGUUGUCACUGUCUAGAAAACUGCUCCGAGUUACUUAGAGUCGUCUAUUCAUCCGUAAACUAAACUACAGCCUGGCCUGGAGUGGUGGCUGGAAAGACUGCGGGAAAUGUCCAGUCGGUCACCGUCGCCACGACAGAUGUUGGCCCUUCCACACCACCACCAUCACCACCAGCAAGUCCAACAGCAGUGCCACGUUCAGCAUCAGCCACCGCCGCAGCAGCAGCAGCAACAGCAGCAGCUGCACAUCCUUCCACCUUCACACUACAGAUAUCAAAAGAUGACACCAACCGAGGCGGAUGCAGCAGCUCCGGGAGGCUACACAUUUUACCCAGCCCGAAUGCCGGAGCCGGCUGCUGCGGCAGUUGCCUACGGAAAUCACAUUGCAACUCAACCGUGCACCUUGACUCCGGCGCCUAUUGUCGUGGAGCCCGCAGCAUCGAUGCCAAUUUUGGCACAGACCCAGCCAGCAGGCAGUGCAAUGCCUCAUCGCCAUGCCAAGCACAGCACGGAGCACAGAUACGCGCCGUAUCAUGCCGUGUCUCGCGAGGCAGCCAUACAGCAUGGGUCUGCAGCCCCGCCGUUGAUUCCGGCCAUGACGAACAGCAGUGCACACGCUAACCACACGUCCGCCUACGAGCAAACACCCAACAUGGGCAGUGCGGGCGGCAUGCAGGCUACCCCAACCUCUCCACAGCAGCUGCAGACCAGCAUGGAUCCGUCACGACACAGCCACUACAGUCACGACGACCGCUCCAUGAAGCAAUCCGGACACGCCGAAUACUCGCACUAUCCCAACGGACCGUACAAAGUGAGGAGACCGAGCGAGAUGGCACAGACACCUGAUGGGAUGGGUCACCGUAGCCCUCUCUACGGUGAAAUGGGAGCGGGCACACAGACCGCUCACGGCGACCGCGGCUCCAUCUUCAUCACGCCACCGCCACCAUCCUCCGGUGUCGCCAUCAUGCACUCUCAUCACAUGCCCGCGAGGGCUGCUCACUAUGACGACGGCAAGGCACAGUCCGUAGCAACCACGCCGCACCAGUACGGCGUGGUGCCCCAACAGAUGGCCGGCUACGAUGCCGGAGCGGAACACGGUGAUCAGGCUACGGUAGCGUCACCGACUGCGGCACAGCUUCACGCCGAUAACGGACUAUGGCAACCGACCGCAUCGCUUGACAUGAUCGGAAGACAACAGCACGCACAUAUAUCUCAGGGGGAAUAUGGUGGUCGGCCUCAGCCAAAGAAUUCCUCCGGUGACACACUGCCAAGUCCUGAGACCAGCUCACCCGGCGGAGAGGAUUGCGAAGGUGCAUCCUCAUCACACAAGUAUCUUCCCCUCAGCAGGCACAUCGGCCAGAAGCUGAAGCCCAGCGACGAGUUCACCACCGUUCCAGGUCGCCUGUCUCUCCUCGGCUCUGCCAGCAAAUACAUCGUGACAAUUGGAGAGAUACAGCGGCGACUGUCGCCUCCAGAGUGUCUGAAUGCAUCGCUUCUUGGUGGUGUUCUUCGCAAAGCCAAGGCUCGUAACGGAGGUACUGACCUCCGCCGAGCACUGGAGGAGAUUGGUCUUCAUCUUCCACCAGGCAGACGGAAAGCAGCAGGAACUUCAAUGUUGACGUCUCUGGUCGAAGAGGAAGCUCGCUCUCUAGCAUCGCAGUUCAAUGGAAUCUGUCGUAAAAUGUUCCCGACGGCCGAAUUGGCCACUACUGUAUGUCGACAGCAAUCAGCAAUGAUGGGUUCGCACGGCGGACAGCAGCAGGUUGAUGAUCGCCAGCAGGCAAUCAAAAAUGCAAUGCAAUUGACGAGCGAGUUGAGUGUACAGCUGCAGUCCUACCUGGACCAGGAGGAAGCCGACCGGGACAACGAUAAUGUCAACUUUCCUGGCCUGCGCCAAUUCAGCCUGAUCACGCACAGCUUCGGCGUUCUGGUGGUGCAGGGCGUGCUGCAGGUCUUCCAAGGCUACCUGAACAAUCUGAUGAAGACUACUGGCGGCAUGGUCAUCCGCGAUCACGCCUUGCAGCACCAGCCGCCGGUCAACUCAAUGCAACACACGCCCGCAGACAGCAGCGAGAGCAUACCGCACAGCAUGCAUAAACAACACAGAUAGUGACCGGCAACAAGGCACAGCACCAGUGCUGGCGUCGACUCCCCAGUUGAUCAAGUACAUAUAUGUUGCCGCAUGCUAUUCCUGUUGAAUUGAACGGCCGAGAUAUCAUGUAAAGUAGGCUGUAAAAAAUAUGGGAGCGAAAACAUGAAAAGAUCGAAUUGAUAUCCUUACUAAAAGAUGAUAUCAUUGUGCUGCCUCGUCUGUGUAUUCAGUUCUGUAUGACCUAUGCUGGCUGGAAUUUCUUGAUCAAGUUGCUACUAAUGCUAUCUAAACUGAACAAGACAUCAUUUCACUGCAGCCCCGUUCCCUUCCUAGACAGACGCCCUAAAUCAGAGCAAACCCUUUCCCACCUUGGUCCUUUCCCGGCAGCCCUGUUUCAAGUUUCAUUUUCAUUUGAUAUGCCCUGUGGCGACCGAUACACACACAGAUUGAAAUUCUACCAAUGACUGCCUUACCUGAAUCCUAUAUUGUGGCUGCAUGCCGCCCGGCCCGACCGACACACAGUAUCAGUACAGCGUAAUUUAUUUCUCUAUUGUGAAUGAUCUGAUGGCAAUCAUGA